This is a messenger RNA of Phytophthora sojae, 399 nucleotides long. RefSeq lists its product as hypothetical. Gene Ontology annotation, molecular function: protein binding. Lineage: Eukaryota; Oomycota; Peronosporomycetes; Peronosporales; Peronosporaceae. The record is from RefSeq and is a predicted model, not a curated record. The annotation marks the transcript as partial. The transcript has a single exon.
AUGUCUGCUCACUUGAUGUGGUAUUUCGAUUCGUUGUGCGCUGAAUUGCAGAUUGUCCCUGCUCCAGAAUUGUCCGGAGAGCAGAGUCGUGCCAAGCGCAACCAGCUAAGGCGUGAGCGUGCGGAGUUUGUGAAUACUGUGCCAGUUGAACUCAAGGCCAAGGAGUGCCAAAAACUACUGAGGGUUCUGAACAGCCAGAAGCACGACAAGAACUGUUGGCCUUUCCGGAAGCCUGUGCGGGUGCUGUUUCCAGCACUUUCGACGGACUAUUUCGAAAUCAUCAAGACACCCAUGGACUUGACGACGAUUGCAGAGAAGCUCAAUGAGUUCGAGUACAAGGCGCACGGAGAAUUUAUCCGGGACGUGCGAUUGACCUUCGAGAAUGCAAUGAUAUACAAC